Molecule: messenger RNA, 4915 nt
Organism: Labeo rohita (rohu)
Lineage: Eukaryota; Metazoa; Chordata; Actinopteri; Cypriniformes; Cyprinidae
Gene: insyn2ab
Product: inhibitory synaptic factor 2Ab
Exons: 5
Coding region: 467-1810 (447 amino acids)
Biological process (GO): inhibitory postsynaptic potential
Cellular component (GO): postsynaptic density
Source: RefSeq, a predicted model, not a curated record
UAUCUCUCUCUUUCUUUUUCUUUAUCAAACACACAGGGUCUGCAGCGGCGGGUGAGGAACGUCGUCUGCGCGCGCGCCCGUGCCAACUGUCUGUGUGUUUGAGAGAGUGUGUGUGUGUGCGGUGCGCGCACACAUGUGCCUCUCUCGUUGAUGUGAGAAAUCAAGAGGGACACAUCUCUUAAGCCUCCUUGUGGUGGGAUUUCAAUUUGACGCACUGAACGUAGCGCGCGUCUUCGCUCUCACACACUCUCCCUGCAUGUGUGUGAGUGCGCGUGAGCGUGUCCGCUCGCUGCAGCUCCGGCGUCGGGCAGACCCUCUCACUGCUGCACUUCAGCCAAUGUGGAACAACUCGUCUGCAGCCGGCCGCCUCGCACGGCUCCUAAAGAAGCGGAUAUGCCCCAGUGCCACGGGAGACUGACGCCUUCACUGUCUUCCUCUCCUCCGCUAAUGGUCCUCUCAGGGAGUUAUGGUCAGUAAGGAGGCAGGCCGCUGCACUCUGUCAAGCUCAGAGUCUGACUCGGAGUCCGGCGGCCCUUCGCUGGAGCGGAGCGGAGCAGACGCGGUACGCAAGCGAAACAAAGCCCUGCAGGUGCGUUUUAAAGACAUCUGCGAGGCGCAGAAUGAGGCCGCCCACCGAGGUGCCAGAGACCGCUCUGUUUCCUGCAAGGUCAUCCACCGGAGGUACAUGACCAUGCCGGCGCGCCGCUCCAUCCCGAACGUCACCAAGAGCACGGGUGUGCAAACCUCACCCGAUUUGAAAAAGCGCUACCAGACUUUCCCCUUCGAGCGCAAGAAGGGAAACGUCAUCAAACACACUGCUCUAGUGGAGAACUAUCCGGAUCAAAACAAUGGCUUUUUGAGUGAUGUGAAAGGUGGGGAACAGGGGAUGAGGUAUGAAGGACGGGUGCAGCAGACCCGAGUGCUGCUCCACACUACGCCGCAGUGCAGCGACGCUAAGGACUUGUGUGCUGCGCCGGACUGUUCGGAUGGGAAACUCUGCCCUGAUGUGUCAGACUCGGUUUUGGAUCAGUCAAACUCAAGGAGGGACACCAAUGUCCCAGGGACUGGGGCCAAGCACAAAGGAUUACCUGGGGAAAGUGAGGCAGGGGCAGGCCAGCAUCCCAACUGUGCCUCGUCAACCACGCCGACUCAACCUCUGCAGGUCAGGGGUGACUGUUCAAAGAUUUCCGGCCCUAUUGCAUGGACAUCUUUGACACAAGUGGAAUGCCCGGAGAGUCCCUCAGGGAGCUGCACACGCAAAAAAGACACGGCGCAGCUGAACGGAUUGCAGGCGCAGUCUCAGGCUUUGCCUCAUUCGGCGAGUUGCGCGUCCCAGGCCCACAUACAGGCCCACUGUCACAGUAGCCAACACUUAGGCGCCGCAGAAACCCGGCAGGGCACGCAGGGGCAGCUGAUCGCUCUCCCCGGGGCCGAUGGGAAUGUGAAAGCCAGGCUUCAAGCCAUGGAGGCUCUAAUCAACUCCAGUCAAGAAACCAUCAAAGUGCUGCUGGGGGUCAUUCAGGAGCUGGAAAGAGGAGAAGCACAGCGAGAGGGACUGUCUUAUCGAACUGGGCAGGAUACAGCCAACUGUGACACGUGUCGUAACAGUGCCUGCAUCAUAUACAGUGUGGAACUAGAUUUUAAACUUCAAGAGGACAAACUGCAGCCCUUAAUGAAGAGACUGUGUCCAUUAGAAGAGCCGUCCUACCCCUCUCUGCCUUACACACACGAGGUGUUCACCUCCACACCCAAACGCAAGUCCAAGACUGAGUCCAAGAAGCAUGCGCGAUGGAAACUCUGGUUCCUCUAACGUAUGGAUUUGGGAUCCCUGAAACCAUCACGACGAGCAAAUUCUUGUGGAAUUUUGCUUGACUAAUCAGAUAAUCAUGGAGAAAUGCUCACCCCGCUAGCCACCGUUUUGAAACAUGCAUCAUGGGAUCCACUGAGCGACUGGAUUUUACUAAGGAAUAACAGUUGUUUUCUAAUCAUGACCCUCUGAUGAACCCUCUGAGUUUGGGAACUGCUGAAUUCACCUGAUCUCACGUUUUUCAAUGGGAUUACACAAUGAUCCUUAGGUUUAGUCAAGUUAGCAAGGGACCCUGCAGAGGCGACAAGAAACUUCAAAGCUAAACGCUAGUUUGCCACAAAACUACUUGGGAGCCGUACAUCAAAGACAUCUAAUCAGCAAAGCACAAACUUUUGAAUUAUAAAGUAGAUUUGAUAGCUGAGAUAUACCUCUGUCUCUUUCCCAGUCUCACUUUCUUUUUCUUUCUUUCUUUCUUUCUUUCUUUCUUUCUUGAAGUCUCUCACCUCUUUAGUUUUAAAUGAAAAUUGAUUAUCGUUCUAUGACAGAAUAAAUGAAAUUAAUGAAAUUAAAUUAGUGAGUAAAUGCAGAAUCAGAUGACUGCAUGCACUAAUAAAAUGAUUUUGUAGAAAUAUUUUUCCUGAAAAAUGUUGAGAAUGCACAAUUAGUAUGUCAGAAAUGGUCAGGCUGUGUAUGUAUGAAUGAAAAAGGGUUUACGUGGUGUUCUCAAAAAGUAAAAAUAAUAAUAAUAAUGAUAAUUUAUGAAAAUACAGUGAUUUGUCUUUCAGUUAUAUACAUUUCUGCAUCAAAUAAUGGGCCGUCAAUAUUUCUGGAAUAAGAAACAUAUUUACAGUAAAAUUUUGAUUUGCAGAUGUUCAGGUCCGAAACUGUUUUCUUGGGAAUAUAACACUGUAUUUACAACAUACUGUAAAGCUAGGUCAGUUUUUCAGUAAAUAUAUUUUUCAGACUUGAGAAUUGGCUGGUAUGAAAGCCUGUUCCUGCCACUGAAUAAAAAAAAAAUGUUAUUGCAACUUUUUCUCUCACAAUUUUCUUCUGUGAUAUAAACUCACAAUUGCGAGACUUCUGACUUUUUCUCGCAAUUGCGAGUUUUUCUCACAAUUCUGACUUUUUUCUCAGAAUUUUGAUAAACUUGCAAUUGCAAGAUUUAAAGUCAGAACUGCGAGACAUAAACUUGCAAUUCUGAUAAAUGAAGUCAUAUAAACACAAUUCUGCCUUAUUUUCUCAGAAUUGUGUGAUAAACUCGCAAUUGCGAGUUAUAAAGUCAGUACUGCUGGAUAAAAACUUGCAACUCGUUUUUUUCUCGCAAAUGCGAGUUUGUAUCUCACAAUUCAUACUUCUUCUUGCAAUUGUGACCUUAUAUCUUGAAAUUCUGACGUUUUUCUCGCAAUUAUGACCGUUUUCUCCGAAUUUUGAUGUACAUUUGCAAUUGUGAGUUCUAAAGUCAGAAAUGCGAGACAUAAACUUCUGAUUCUGAGAAAUUAAGUCAGAAUUGUGGGAUAUAAACUCGCAAUUCUGUCUUUUUUCUCAGAAUUGCAUGACCUUGCAAUUGCGAGUUAUAAAGCUAGCAUUUCUAGAUAAAAACUCGCAAUUCAUACUUUUUUCUUGCAAUUGCGAGUUUAUAUCUCACAGUUCUGACUUUUUCUUCUCACAAUUCUAACUUUUUUUUUCUCAGAAUUUUGAAAGAAACUUGCAAUUCUGAGAAAAUUGCAAGUUGUAAAGUCAGAAUUCUGAGGAAAAAAGUCAGAUUUGCAGGAAAAAAAAGUACAGUUUUAAGAAGAAACAAAAGACUGAUAUGUUCUCAGAACUGAGUUAAAAAGUCAGAAUUCUGAGGAAAAGUGAUAAAUCGCAAUUCAGAAAUGCUAGAUAAAAACCAGCAAUUUUUUUUUCUUGCAAAUGGAAGUUUGUAUCUCACAAUUCUGCUUUUUUUGCUUUUUUACCUCAGAAUUUUGAUAUAGUCUUGCAAUUGCCUUUUUCUUGCAAUUCUGACUUUUUGUGAACUCGCAAUUGCGAGUUAUAAAGUCAAGAGCUGUAAGAUUAUAGAGCUGCAAGACAAUCCAGAGAAAAAAGUCAGAAUUGAGAGAAAAUAAGUCAGAAUUGUUAGAUUCUGUUAGAUUCAGAAUUGUUAAACUCGCGUUUGCAAGAAAAAAGUUGAAAUUCUGACUUUAUUUCUUGCAGUUGUGAUAUUAUAUUACAAUUCUGAGAAAAAAAACUGGACUUUAUAACUCGCAAUUCUGACUUGAGGAGAAAGAAAAGACUGAUAUGUUCUCAGAAUUGUUAGUUUAUGUCUCGCAAUUCUGACUUUAUAACUGGCAGUUGUGAGUUUAUAUUGUGCAAUUCUAAAAAAAAAGUCAAAAUUGUGAGAUAAAAAGUCACAAUUACCUUUUUUUUGUUCAGUUGCAGAAACAGGCUUCCAUUGGCUGGAGAUUACAGACAUUAUGUACCAAUGUGGAAAAAAAAAAAGAGAACACCUCUGUUUAGAUGAUGAUUGUUUGGUGUUAUAUGGUGGAAAGUGCACAAAUAUAGAACACAAAACAAUAGAAAUAGUCUCUAUACUAUAAAACACACCACUCUGUUCAAGCUGACGUGUCAUUUGCUCAAUUAAAUUUGAAUAUGAUGGCAGUCAAGAAAUCUUGUGCUUGUUUACCCACCUAAAACAAAAUAAUAAAAUGAUCACAACACACAAAUUGGGGAGUAUAAUAAUGCAGGUAACAUACACAGGGCUAUGUAUAUACAGUACGAACUGUGCUUAGCAUUUUAUUAGCUUUAAUCAGUCUUUGUGUUAGAUAUUCACAAGUCUAAUGUCUUCACUACAGUGCCAAACACUGUAUUUAGCUGGUAGCCCAAGAACCUUCAUACUUGGAGGGCGUUUUUGAUAACUAUAGGUUAUAUAUUUAAAAGUAAUAAUAUGUUCAAGCUAAAAAGAAAAAUCUUUGGUCACAGUAUCUUGUUGUUUAAUUGGAGCACAGUACCUGCAUAUUCUUGUAGCAUAACACAAAUGCAUCAUUAUACCUUGAGAAAGUGCAAUUGAUUUAUAUUGUGCAAUAUUACAUUUUAUACAAUUUCUACCCACAGUGCAUUUACAAUAAAGAA